AGAAAAGUGUGUGAAGAGUGAAAUACACUUAGAGUAGAAGUGUAUUGGUGAGGAUUGGUUUUUUGUAAUAGUUGAGUGUGAGAGUUUGCUCCUCCUAUUGUAAUUCUGUUCUUGAUAUUGAAUAGAAGAAUUUUCCAAUCCCAACAAGUGGUAUCAGAGCGAGGUUGAGUUUUCAUACACUGUUUUCUUAUUUUCAGAUAAAUUUCUACAGGUUAGAAAAUCGUGAUUUUUCAAGUUGCUCGGAAUCACGAUCUGAUCAUACCGUUAGAUUCGUCUCGUCGAGACGAGAAAUCUGGUAUUUUUUGGGAAUUUUUUGGCCACCGGAAGAGGCCGUACGCGCCGCCCAAACGCGCCGGAAAACUGCCUGCGUCAUCAUUGCGUCAUCACGCAGUCCAGAGGAAGAAGACGAGCCACGUCAGCCGCCACGUCAGCCGCCACGUCAGUCCACGUAAGCGCCACGUCAUCCGCCACGUCAUCCGUGCAAGCCAUCUCUAGGUGCCACGUCAGCGACACGUCAGCGCCACGUCAGUGACACGUCAGCGCCACGUCAGCGCCAGCGCAGAGCCAGCUGUUGCCACGUCAUCCGCCUGCUGGUCUGCUCACUGGGCUGCUGCCUGAACCGGACCGAACCGGUUCGUACUUGUGGAGGCCGGUUCACCCAUUUUCGGACCGGUUUUGGACAAGGUCAGACCGGUUCCUACCAUUUUCGGCCAUUCCGGAUCCAACGGUGAGCUCCGUUUGUCCAAAUUCGGCUCCGAAAAUAAGGUACGAGAUAUUUUGAGCGUUUUAUUAUGGAUAAAUCAUCAUCGGACACCAUGAUUGCGCUCACUUCCACAAAUUACAAUAUGUGGAAGCCUCGGAUGGAGGAUUUGCUAAAUUUGAGGGAUUUAGCUGAUCCUCUUGAUAAUAAUGGCGUGAAACCGGAUAAAAAGACGGAUGAAGAAUGGACAAAAAUGAAUAGAAAAACUGUCGCACAAAUUCGACAGUGGAUUGAUCAUAGUGUGUUCCACCAUGUUGCGCAAGAACAAAGUGCUUACACACUAUGGGAGAAGCUUGGUAGCAUGUAUCAAGCAAAAACCGCACGAAAUAAGACUUUACUAAUGAGGCGAUUAGUAAACCACAAAUUACGAGGAGGUAUUUCGGUGUCAGAACACACCAGUCAAUUCCAGGAUCUUGUGAAUCAGUUGAGCACCACCGGAUGGGUUCUCAAAGAUGAAGAACAGGCGAUACUACUCUUGAGCUCUCUACCUGACAGCUGGGAGACUCUUGUUGUCACUCUCAGCAAUUCUGCUCCCAAUGGCAAAGUGACUAUGCAGAUGGUCACAGAUGCCCUUAUGAAUGAAGAAGCCCGAAGAAAAGAAGCCGGGACUGAACAAUCAUAUGCCUUCGUGUCAGAAACCAGCAGACGAGGGGGAGGCAGAAAUGGAGGAAGAACUCGAGGUCGAGGUAGAGGCCAAGGUCAAAACAGAGGAAAUUCUCAAGUUCGCGGCAGAUCACAAGAGAGAGGUAUGUCCUUUGAAAACAGUACUUGGUUUGAAGGAUAUUGCAAUUACUGUAGUAAUUAUGGGCACAGAAAAAGAGAUUGUAGAAAGUUUCUACGAGAGCAGCCACAGACGAGUCAAAAUACUAGCCAAGAUGAUGGUGAGACCAUGGUUAGUUUGUCAUCAGACGUGUGUCUUGUUACACAUGGUGAACAAGAAUGUUUACACGUAGGUACUCAUGAUGUUGAGUGGGUGAUUGAUACAGCCGCAUCAUUUCACGCCACUCCACACCAGAAUUUAUUCACAUCUUAUAAGUCCGGGGACUUUGGAGCUGUGAAGAUGGGAAACACCAGUUUCUCGAAGAUUGUUGGCAUUGGUGAUGUGCACAUAACAACCAAUGUCGGAUGCGCACUUGUGUUGAAAGAUGUUCGACAUGUUCCGGAUCUUAGAUUGAAUCUUAUCUCCGGUACAGCUCUGGAUCAGCAAGGAUAUCUUAACCGAUUCAAAGAAGGUACGUGGAAGUUAUCUAAAGGUUCCUUGGUUGUUGCAAGAGGCCAUAUUUGUGGUACUCUUUAUAAAACUCAUGCAAAGUUGUGUCAUCCAAGUCUUAAUGCUGUUGAAGAAGAGAUAUCACCAAACUUGUGGCACCGGAGGCUAGGCCACUUGAGCGUGAAGGGAUUGACAACUCUUGCAAAGAAGGAAGUCAUUUCCAUGGGCAAAGGUGUUGCCCUAGAUCCAUGCGAACACUGUCUAUUCGGGAAACAACACAAGGUUUCCUUCAGUUCUACCAGGAAGAACCAUUCAGAGUUACUCAGUCUUGUACACUCUGAUGUAUGCGGACCCAUUGAAGAGGAGUCACUUGGAGGAAGCAGAUAUUUCGUGACAUUCAUUGAUGAUGCAUCACGAAAGGUAUGGGCUUAUUGUUUGAAGAGUAAGGAUCAAGUGUUUGAUCGCUUCAAAUUAUUUCAUGCCAUGGUAGAAAGAGAAACAGGGAAGAAGCUGAAGUGCCUGCGUUCAGACAAUGGAGGAGAGUACACUUCUCGGGAGUUCUCAGCAUAUUGCGCGGCAUAUGGAAUCAGACAUGAGAAGACGGUUCCACGAACUCCACAGCACAAUGGUGUAGCCGAAAGAAUGAAUCGGACCAUUAUGGAGAAAGUUCGCUGCAUGCUGAGUAUGGCUAAACUACCUAAGCCAUUCUGGGGUGAAGCUUUGCUGACAGCUUGUUAUCUUAUAAACAGGUCACCUUCUGUUCCUUUAAACUUUGAAGUGCCAGAGAAGAAAUGGUCAAGAAGAGAUGUUUCUUACUCUCACUUAAAAGUGUUCGGGUGCAAGGCAUUUGCACAUGUGUCCAAGGAGUUGAGACAGAAGCUGGAUCUCAAGUCAAACCCAUGCAUCUUCAUCGGGUAUGGUGAUGAAGAAUUCGGAUACCGGUUGUGGGAUCCCGAAGUGAAGAAAGUUGUACGAAGCAGAGAUGUUGUAUUUCAUGAAAACGAGUUUCAUGGGUGUGUUCCAAUAAUCCGCCAACAACAUACUCCAGAAGACGAAGUGCAUGUAUCAUCAAACAUUCCUCUCAGCGACGAGGAGAUGCAUGAUACUACUGAACAAGAGAGUGAUGGUUCAGUAGGUGAUGAUGAUACUCACAGUGAUGAUAUUCCUCAGCAGGGGGAGCCUUCAUCUGAAGACGAAGCUGAAGGUAUUCAUGUUCGACGUUCUAUGCGAGGCAUAGUUCCACAGAGAAAGUAUUCCACAUCCGAAUGGAUACUUGUUAGCGAGGGGGAGCCAACGAGCAUCGCAGGAACGAGAGAAAUAAAGAAAAAGGUGGAGGGGGAGAUUUGUAGGAUUCUUCCACCUUCUUUCUUGGAAGUUGCCAAGAGGCAUCUCACACCUUCUUGGAAGGAGGUCUCCAACAAAUAAAGAUGGGAGAAGAUAUGGAGAUAACUAUGGAAGCAUGGAUGCAACUUCCUCUUGUCUCCAAAGUAGCCUAUAAAUAGAGUGUUCUAUUGUUGUUCAUAGUAUCAGUUUAGAAAGUGAGAAAAGUGUGUGAAGAGUGAAAUACACUUAGAGUAGAAGUGUAUUGGUGAGGAUUGGUUUUUUGUAAUAGUUGAGUGUGAGAGUUUGCUCCUCCUAUUGUAAUUCUGUUCUUGAUAUUGAAUAGAAGAAUUUUCCAAUCCCAACAAAAGGCUUAGUAAAAGUAUAUGGACGUGUGUUUUGCUAAUUAAAGAAUGUUUGCGGGAGAAGAUAGACUAG
Messenger RNA from Cuscuta epithymum, 3728 nucleotides. Lineage: Eukaryota; Viridiplantae; Streptophyta; Magnoliopsida; Solanales; Convolvulaceae. The record is from the annotation of a GenBank genome assembly.